Metopolophium dirhodum (rose-grain aphid) is the source of this 1833-nucleotide messenger RNA. RefSeq lists its product as uncharacterized. The transcript has 10 exons. The coding region runs from base 1 to 1782 and encodes 593 amino acids. NCBI's taxonomy places the organism in Eukaryota, Metazoa, Arthropoda, Insecta, Hemiptera, Aphididae. The record is from RefSeq and is a predicted model, not a curated record.
AUGACUCGGCUAAGUUCAGGCAGAUUUGUUGUCACGCUUCCGUUUCUGAAAUCAAGUCCACUGCUUGGUGACUCAAAAACGUUAGCUUUCCAACGGUUCAAGGCCCUCAAAUAUCGGCUCAUCCGCAAUAAAAAUCUGCAAGCUCAAUACGCUGAGUUCAUGCACGAUUACCUGACAGCAGGGCAUAUGGAGUUGAUUCCGCCGUCUGAACUUGGAAAUCCAUAUCAUUAUUACAUUCCGCACCAUUGCGUGCUAAAACCCGAUAGCCUUACUACCAAAUUGAGAGUGGUAUUCAAUGCUUCUGCAAAAACUUCAGCUGGAAUCUCUCUGAACGAAAGUAUGCACACAGGUCCGAAAUAUUGCAACAUGAUAUUCAAGUCGUAUUGCUCCGAUCUCGACUCUGGAACGCUGCGCACUGUCCGUGAAUUGGCUACAGUCGAUGGUGCCACCUGGCCGCUAGCGUCGUCUGUGUUAUUAAACGAUACAUUUGUUGAUGAGGUCCUUACUGGAGCCAAUACUAUUGAAGAGGCUCCUCAGUGCCAAUCUCAACUCAUAAGUUUGUGUGCCAUAGAGCAGUUUCAAUUGAGAAAAUGGGCCAGCAAUAAUAGUCAAAUUUUACAAACAGUGGCUGAAGAGGACCGUGCCAUUUCUCCCUCUGUUCUACUUGACACCAGUGAACAAUCAGACUUAAGGGGCUUGAAACUGGUUUCAAAACCAAUUUCAGAAACCGGUAAAAACCAAAACUGGAAAAAAUUGGAAACAGGUCUUGGUGAUUCAUCUUGUAGGUAUUCAGGUAAUUUUGAUAGCUAUAAUGAAAUAUGUCACAAGGAUGUAGUGAAGAUAAAAAAACUUCCAAAAGAAUGCACAGCUUUUGUUUUUGAUGGAGUUGUAUGUAAUAAAGAUUAUGAAAUCACGUAUGCAUGGAUACCAGAAGAUUUAGAUCACUUAAAAUCGCUUGUAGAUUUUGAGGAUGGUAUACACAAUGUGUACUUAUUUUAUAAACAUCGAACCUUAGAAGAUUGGUCAGACGCACUCUUUUCUGGAGAUUUUAAAAUAGAAGCACAAAAAGUGCAAGAAUUUAUUGGUAAAUAUGCUGUAAAGGGGUUGAUUUUGAAUGGAAUGGAAUAUCCUGCUUUAGAAAAUUGUGAAAGCGACUUCUACAAGAAAUUUACAGACUAUGUAACAGAUAUUAAAACUACAAAUCCAGAUUUGGAAAUUGGGUUUUAUUUGAGUGCUAGAACUUUGAUACUAAGUGUAAAUAAGGAGCUCAAUUCAACUUGGUUUGAUUUUUGUAAGAUGAAUGAGGUUUUGGAUUUCUAUGUGAUUGAAUUUGCUACUUUUAAUGAAUGUUGUGAUGUAUUCUUACAUGGUGGAAUUACUCCUAUGGAGUCAAAAGAUCCAGCUGUUAUGACAUUAACUAAAUUUGCAACUGCUUUAAAGCAAUCUACCAUUGCAAAAGAAAAAAUGUAUUUUGAAUUUUUAAUUAGCCCUAUAUCGAAACCUAAGGAAAAAGCAAAUUUGUUACCAUGUCAAUAUUCGUAUAACGAGUAUUGUGAAUACCGCGAAAUAUACAAAGGAAAAUGGUGUGUCGAUGACCAGGACAUAUUGUAUGAAAAAGGUAAAUUUGCCAAAAAAUAUUCAAAAGGAUUCAUAGGGAGAGAUAUAGAUUUAGUCGAUCGUGAUAAUAAAUGUGAAUGUGAUAAUAAGUACAUAACGUUUUAUAUGAUGUUAAAGGGAUAUACUGAUGCAAUUGAUAAACUAACUUGUAUAGCAUUAAGUUAGCCUAUUUAGUCUAAUAAAUACUAUAGUUAAUUGUUAUUUUUGAAUGAUGUA